GCAGCUGUGCUUCUGGUGUCUCUCAAACACAAGACCAGCUUCACACCAUGUUUGUUCUGGGUCUGCUCACCUGUAUUGUGCUGAGAGCAUUCAGUGCUCAGGCAAAAGUGGUCGAGACCUUUGAUGAGUGUAGCAAGUUUUUCUACAAAGAAACAGAACCAGAAGGAAUGGGUCAGAAUGCCAAGAGAAUCUGUCAGAGGUUGGAGGAUGAAAAGAAAAUUUCUUCUACAUUUUUUCACCCCACUUCACACAGCUCCUUCUUUGGUGCUACUCUGUACUCGGUUCCACACCGGAUUCCCCUCUACAGCGCCUACACACUGAAACGGUCAUGCUCAGACACUACUGGAAGGACAGACAAGUGGCACUUAGAGCCACAGAUUUCUGAACCCAACUCCACAAUUGAUUAUAUGGUCCCUGAGCAUCAAAAGAAUCAAGAUACUUAUAAAGUAAAUCAAGCCAUCAGCAGUGACUACAGAGACACUGGAUAUGAUCGAGGACAACUGAACCCCAACAGCUUCCAAUGUGAUGAAGGCCGUACAGCAACAUUUACACUGACCAAUGCAGCACCUUUGGAUGCGCGUUUCAACUGUAUCCAGUGGAAGAACUGGGAGAGAACUUUAAAGAGUUUUUUGACAAAGAAGCUUGACAGUGAGGAGGCAACAGCCUACAUUGUCACGGGUACGGUGCCUGAUGCAAAUAAACGAAUACCACAGAAGGAAAUCUCUGAAGAGCCAGAAAGGGUGACGGUGCCCUCUCACAUCUGGACGGCUGUCUGCUAUAAACACAAUUCUAAUAAUAAAAACUCUUUUUCCUUUGGCUAUAUAGGAGAAAACCUGUCAAGAGGUAAAGUAAACCUGAUGAGUGUCUCACAGAUGAACAUUCGGCUCAAUCAACUCUAUGAGCUCUCAAAUAUUACGAUCUUUGUGGAUGAUUGUUUUGAAGACAAUAAUAAAUUAAACAAGGUUAAGCAAGCAUUUCAGAAAUUAAUCAGUCUCCCAGUGACCCCAAAUGUGCAGAAAACGUAUUAUGCACUCAAAACAGUCAGCACUAAUGGAGAGGAUGUCGAGGUGACUGACAUGAGUGUAAAAUUAACUUUCAACAGUUUGAGCUCUUAUUUAACUAUGUCAGAAGAGCUACAGGUUUCUGCUAAAAGAGCUUGUCUUAUAACUAAUUACAGAAAAGAAUCUAUUGAAUGCCAGUUAGUCCCAACGAAGCGCAAGAUUGCAGCUGAUGGCUCGCCCUGCUCAAGCAGCACAGGAGGUGAAACCAAGCCCUGCUGCUCUACUCCCUGUCUGUACCAGGAUGAUGUCAAGAGCUACAGGUGUUCCUCAGCCCAGGAACUGAUAGCGUGUUCACCCCUGUACUCACUCAUCACGUAUAAAGGAGAGCGAUGCAAGGAUGAUCACCCCUGCGGCAAAUACGGUGAGGACUACUACUGGUGUAACAAAAUCUCUGGCGGCUGGGAUUACUGCAGUCCUCCACUGUGGAGAAGUAAGGCUAAAAACGGGCAGUACUGCCGCAGAGACAACGCCUGCGCCAAAUAUGGUUCAGGUUCUAGGUCGUGCUACACAGAUGAUGGCACAAAACACAAGUGCUGUACUUCUGAUGACUGCUACUCCACUGUGAGUGGCAAAACCUGCAAGGCUAAUCACCCCUGUGGCAAACAUGGUGAAAAAUACCUGUGGUGCCACACUACUGAUGGCAGCUGGGAUUAUUGCUGCACAAGCUGUGGUUAGUUGGUUUAAAUGACCAUAAUUACUAAAGCAGCACUUCAAAGUUCAUUGUAAUUGUACUUGGAGUGCUUACUAACCGAGAGACUCUUCCUCUCUGUGCUUCUAUAAAUAUAUUUCAGAAAAUACAUUUUCCUAAUUAUUUUUAUGCAAAAAAACCUAACAAGCUUAAAAGCUAUAAAUCUUUUAUACAUUUGCAAAUUCAUACAUAACUACUUUCAGUAAAAACAAAUCUUUGAUAUAUAUGAGUGUGAACAGAUCCACACAAAACUUACAGAGCAAUGAUGCUCAAAAUUCAAUCUGUGUCCAUCUCCAUCCACUCACACUCAACAGAACACAGUCCAGCUGAAGCUUCACAUUUAUUUGAAUAGUGCUUUUCAUCUUGAAAAUAACUUUACAAAUAAUUAUGGCUUGACUAAUUGUGCUAAAGCAGCUUCAUAGAAAGAAAUCAUACUUUAGUGUUUAUAAUCUCUUGAAAGUUCCUGUGCUGUCGACUGGCGCUGCUGCAGUAUGUUUUAACAAUGAGACUGUUGUGCUGCCAUCAGUAACCUGUAAAGUCUUUAUUAAAUCACAAUGUCUUCUGUCACUUUACAUGUCACUUACUCAGACAAAACACCAAUAAACACAUGUCACAUAACUCUUGUGAGAGUCUUUCUUUAUACACUCAAGCAGUAUUUUCCUCAGAUAACGCAAUACUUUUUUCCUGUAAGCAAACAUCACAAUGU
Megalobrama amblycephala (Wuchang bream) is the source of this 2455-nucleotide messenger RNA. RefSeq lists its product as uncharacterized. Bases 48 to 1736 code for a protein of 562 amino acids. Gene Ontology annotation, molecular function: hydrolase activity; metal ion binding; nucleic acid binding. The record is from RefSeq and is a predicted model, not a curated record. NCBI's taxonomy places the organism in Eukaryota, Metazoa, Chordata, Actinopteri, Cypriniformes, Xenocyprididae. The transcript is spliced from 2 exons.